Messenger RNA from Monomorium pharaonis (pharaoh ant), 2746 nucleotides. RefSeq names its product prolactin regulatory element-binding protein. The record is from RefSeq and is a predicted model, not a curated record. The coding region runs from base 324 to 1631 and encodes 435 amino acids. Gene Ontology annotation, cellular component: endoplasmic reticulum membrane. Gene Ontology annotation, biological process: protein secretion. Lineage: Eukaryota; Metazoa; Arthropoda; Insecta; Hymenoptera; Formicidae. The transcript is spliced from 4 exons. Gene Ontology annotation, molecular function: protein binding; guanyl-nucleotide exchange factor activity; GTPase activator activity.
AGUGAAUACGUGUACCUUCGCUGUGUUGUUUCGCGCAACGUCCACGGGUGACGGCCGACGGGUCGUCUCGUCGUCUGUCGUUUUACGUUUCGAUAGUGCGGUGACACGUGAGCUGUGUACGUGUCCCCGUUUAAAAGGCCGUCCUAGGGCGACGAUGAAACGCGGGCGUCGCCCGCGCGAUUUAUCCGCACAGUCCUGAUCCCGGAAGAUCACCGGUAGAAGAUCUCGCAGGUUCGCACUGUGUCCUCGGCGAAGACACCUCCGUCUGUUUGACCCGCGCGCAAGCAACCCGGAAGACUUACGGACGCGAUAUCUGCUACAUCAUGCCCUCCAGAAGGAACAAGGGUGGCCUUUUGGCUAGGGUAAACUUCCCUCUGUACACCUUACAGAUGCUCACCAGCAGGCACAUCCUGGUGGGCGGCGGUGGCGGUUCCUCCAAGACUGGCAUUGCUAAUGGAUUUGAAAUUUUUGAAUUGUCACACAAUGGAGUGCAUUUUGUCGCUGAGGAGGUCAUCAGGCACGAAACGGGUCCCAGUGUGGUCAUGAAUUGCGCCGCACACAAUAACGGCAAAAAGACAUGGAUAGUAGCUGGCCAGGAGAGUCAUUGUCAGCUGUACAAUGUCAAUUCUAAGGUGGUAACUUCAGAGAAUGGGGAAUUGAUCAGAGGACCGACAACAGCAGCGGCUAGCAAGGAUGGUCUUAGACACAGGAGGAACAGCGAGAGAGUUGAAGAAGUUCAGUCGCCUCCGAAGGAGCGGAUAGAGGAGAUUAAAGACGACAAUUCUAACGUCAAGAGCAAGAAGCUUCAGUUGAUUCUUAAACCUGCUGAUAGCGUGCAAACGGCUUUUGGGGAUGGUGAACCUUUGCAGAGAGUUGUUAGGGUGAACUUGCAGGGAACAAUUAUGGCUACGGGUGGCACGGAUGGUAGCGUUAAACUAUGGAAGUUUCCACAGCUGCACAAAUUACACAAUCUCGAUGCGCAUGGGAAGGAGAUAGACGACUUGGAUUUUAGUCCAGAUGGUGGUCUGCUGGUGAGCAUUGCCAAGGAUGGCAAGGCCUUCCUAUGGAAUGCGCAUGAUGGCACGAGGAACGGGGAGCUCACCUGGAUGCCGUCGGACGGCGCGAAGUACAUGUACAAGAGAUGCCGAUUCAGAAAAUUGGCGGAGGACAAAACGCGGAUUGACUUGUUCGUACUUUCUAACGCCGUCGCAGGAAAGAAUCCUAGUUUCCUUCAGCUAUGGGACGUGGUUACCGGGUCCAUCCUUAAAUCCGCCUCCUAUAAGGAGGCACUAUCGGCGCUGGCCGUUUCUGACGACGGCAAAUUCGUGGCCGUCGGCACAAUGUUCUCAGGAAGUGUCGACAUAUUCGUGGCGUUUAGCCUACGGAAGGCGCUUCACGUUCCCGGUGCACACAGCAUGUUUGUUACCGGUCUGGAGUUUCUACCAACCAAGCUGGACGGUCCCGCGAUUACGAGUAACACAGAGACCGCGGUCGUCAGUAUCUCCGUGGACAAUAGGAUCUGCGUACAUAGUAUACCAUUUAGACAUACACUGCCAUUCUGGUUUGUCAUCAUACUGAUAGCCUUAUGUAUAUGUGGUGCGUUUAUCCUCUGCAGUUAUCUCGGCAUAUGACCCACGAAAUGUGCAAUUGAGCCGAUAAAGCAGGACAUUGUCCUUUCUUAAUUAUUUUAUUAGGCCGAUAAUUGCCCGCGCGUGUACGAGAGAUUAAAAAUAAAUUCAACGCACUCGAUAAACAAUAGACGCUCAAGAAUCUUACGUUACAUUCGUAGGAUUAUUUGCAUCAAACCGCAAAUGCUAACAGCAUCUCGUAUGAUAGUUAGCGCUAUACGAAACAAAGUACAUUAUAAACUGUGAAUAUGCACAGCUUUAGGAUAAGAAUAUUCUCGAUUCAUUUGGCGAUUGUUACCGUACGAUCCUAAUAGUUGAAUUCAUUGAAUCAAUAGAAGAGUGUACACAGAACUUCAGGAAGCGUUCGCGCGAUUUAGAUAUAGACGUAAAGUCAGUCGGGGUGCUACUGUGAUAAAUGAACUACGUUGGAGUGCUUCAACAAGAUUGGGGCCGCACCAAUAGCACAUUGAUGUACAUAUAGAUAUUACAUUUUAUCAAUUUUAGCGCGAAAGGAAGGAUUCAAUGAGCGUGUCGCGUCGCGAUUGUUUCUCCUUCGCACACGCGCACGACCACGCUUAGAUAAUUUUGUUUAUGGCAAAUAAUUCGAGAUGUGCGUUUCUCGUACUUACGACAAAUGGCCAUAUUCUCUGUUUUUUUUAUAUUUACAGACAAAAAUUUGCAACUUAUUGCAUUUAUAUUUGUUGUAUUAUGUUUAAAAAAACUGAAUAUCUGCUAGUAUAUUUUUCCUGAUUAUAUGUCUCUCUUUUUCUCUCUUUUCCUCUUUGUCUGUAUUUUCUUUAUAAAGCAUGCAACAUGUAUAAUAAAUAUUCGUAACGAUCAACGCAAUCACAAUAAUUAAUCGUUGUUACGUUUCACUAACUAAGUUUAGGUGUCGUUAUUUAUUUACGCACUUUCUAAAAUUUCUUAAUUUAUUUUUACAACGCGUAUAUAUUUUUAUUGCAAAGCUGUUUCGACUAAUGAAGAUUUAUCUAAAUGAAAGUGUACAUGGAAACGUAUAUGGAAAUAUUUCCGCUCCGAAAAAUUGCAAUGAAUUUGUAAGCGUCUUGACCACUUAACUAAUAAUAAAUAAUUAAAUAAAUUUUAUCGUUAUUCUGAAA